AUGCGCAACCUCGACCAUUCAAUAAUCAUAGAGACCUGUUUUGCGCUCACGAUUGAAAGAAGGCGUACAACCGAACACAUCUCCUCGCACGCUCAAGCCUCCACCGGCUGCAGGCGCAAAUACACACUCAAACGCGCACACAUAAUGUCUGAGCAAAUUUAUUCGUGUUUUCUGCCGCUCAUACCCACGGUCAUGGGAGCAAAGGCACACCCCUGCAUGCAGACAGGGAAAUGCGUACUCAAAAGCGAGCAUGGCAGGAAGCAGGGGUUUCUCAUAUUUCCUGUUCGUUGGACGUCCCAUGCUUAG
This is a messenger RNA of Protopolystoma xenopodis, 306 nucleotides long. NCBI's taxonomy places the organism in Eukaryota, Metazoa, Platyhelminthes, Monogenea, Polystomatidea, Polystomatidae. The record is from the annotation of a GenBank genome assembly.